This is a messenger RNA of Psammomys obesus (fat sand rat), 2194 nucleotides long. RefSeq names its product YY2 transcription factor (gene Yy2). Gene Ontology annotation, molecular function: DNA-binding transcription factor activity, RNA polymerase II-specific; RNA polymerase II cis-regulatory region sequence-specific DNA binding. The record is from RefSeq and is a predicted model, not a curated record. Gene Ontology annotation, biological process: regulation of transcription by RNA polymerase II. The coding region runs from base 116 to 1225 and encodes 369 amino acids. Lineage: Eukaryota; Metazoa; Chordata; Mammalia; Rodentia; Muridae. The transcript is spliced from 2 exons. Gene Ontology annotation, cellular component: PcG protein complex; transcription regulator complex.
GUUGAUCUCUUCACCACCCAUUUGCAACUUAUAUCACCAGUCCAGCAGCUAAGGAUAUUUUGUGCAGCUAUCGCCUACCUGUUUGCUACCCAGCACUGCUACGUGGAUCUCCGCCAUGGCCUCAGAGGAAGUUACGUGUGUCACCACAGAAGAUGCAGAGAUUCCCGCCGCUUUUUUGGAGCUGCAGCCACGCACUUUAGAGAGAGCUUCUGUGGAGGAAAGCCAAACCGUUGAAAUGUUUGCAGAUGUAGGUGUCGAUUGGGCAUGUGGUGACCACUGCCACUCUCCUCUUAGCACUCUGAAGCCAGUUUCGGGCAGCGACCUGAGUAAUGGGGACCAUGAUCAGGAAGCUAUCAUCCUGGAGAAAAGAAAGGAGGUGGUGGGCUACCAGGACUCAGACAUGCUACUAAUCCAUUCUAAUUUUGAAAACCAGAUGGUUGUUCCAGUUAUUCAAGAUGACUAUCUCCAGCUGACCGCUGCUUCUUUACCUAGCUUCAUGGAGUCAGAGAAUGAUCAAGGUGAGCUCAGCCCAUUUGAAGGGAAUCUCUGUGAUUUAGCGACCAUUAUCGACGGCAGUGCAGAAGGCACGAACCCUGACCUGGGUGAGCAACAGUGGGUGCAGAGUCAGAUUCAAAUCGAAGCUCUUGAGGGAGAAUUCCCCUUCCCAGUGUGGGAGGCUCAAGAGGAAAUAGAAGAUGCCGUGGCUGAAGUGCAGACCGUUGACUCGCCUCCCGAUUAUUCCGAGUAUAUGAUGGGAAAGAAAUUUCCUCCUGAAGGAAUACCUGGCGUCGACCUGUCUGAUCCCAAACAAUUGGCAGAAUUUACUAGCAUGAGAAAUAAGCCCAAAGGAGACUUUCCAAGACCCAUCGCUUGCUCUCAUAAAGGUUGUGGGAAGAUGUUCAGGGAUAUGGCUGCUAUGAAAAAGCACUUGCACAUCCAUGGGCCUAGAGUGCACGUUUGUGCAGAAUGUGGUAAAGCUUUUAUUGAGAGUUCAAAGCUGAAACGUCAUCAGCUGGUCCACACUGGAGAGAAGCCCUACCAAUGUGCCUUUGAAGGCUGUGGGAAACGCUUUUCCCUGGAUUUCAAUUUGCGCACACACCUGCGAAUCCAUAAUGGAGACAAGCCCUUCGUGUGCCCAUUUGAUGGUUGCAGCAAGAAGUUUGCUCAGUUGACAAACCUGAAAUCGCAUAUCGUAACACAUGUUAAGAAUAAGAAUGACCAGUAAUAAGAAGUGAGAAGAUCCUUCUGAAGCCUUGGAAGUAUUUUACAGUAAUGUGCCUGGAAAUCAAUAUACCUCACAUUUGAAGAGUUUCUAGGAAAGUUAUUGCAACUGUACAUAUUUGAGGUUUAUGUUUUGAUAGCGUAUUAUAUUGCUAAGAUGCCCUGUUUUGUGCUGCAGUGAUGUUUUUGUGAAGUUUGAUUUCAGCCAGAGAGACUAAUUCAUUAACCUCACAUUGUUGCUAAGAUGUCUUAUGUUUUGUACUGAUAUUUUUCAAGCUUGGUUUCAACUGGAGAGUAAUUCACAAACCUCAUAUUGUUGCUAAAGAUGGCCUGUGUUCUUUUAAGAUGGAGGUUUUGAGAAGUUUGGUUUCAACGGGAGACUUAAGAUUAUGAACCUCAUAUUGCUAAGAUAUCCUAUCUUCUGCAGUGGUGUUAUAAAACUUGGUUUCAGCAAGAGACUAUUUCGUGAACUAGAUACACCAAAAUGACUUGUUUUAUUCUACAGUGGUGUUUUUGUGAAACUUUUGUUCAACAGACUAAUUCAACGAACUAACCUAAAGAUAGCCUGUGUUAUUUUGCUCUGAAGUUUUUUGAGAAGCUUAAUUUCAACAGGAGUUUAAAAUCACAAACCUCAUUGUUGCUAAGUUGCACUGUGUUAUUCUGUGGGGUAGUUUUUUGUGAAGUUUGGUUUCAACAGGAGACUAAAUCACAAACUUCAUAUUUCUUAAUAUCCUGUCUCCUGCAGUGGAGUUUUUCUUAAGUUUGGUUUCAACAAGUGACAAUUUCACGAACUUCGUAUACUAAAAUGACCUGUUUUAUUCUAUAGUGAUAUUUUUAUAAGACUUACUUGCAACAAACUUCAUAUUGCUAAAGAGCCCUGUGUCACUCUGCAGUACUGUUAUUGUAAAGUCAGUUUUGACAGGAGAAUAAUUCAUGAAGCUCACAAUGGUAUGUUGCUAAUAAUGCCCUGUUU